This is a messenger RNA of Ziziphus jujuba (common jujube), 4079 nucleotides long. Its product is annotated as type II inositol polyphosphate 5-phosphatase 15. Lineage: Eukaryota; Viridiplantae; Streptophyta; Magnoliopsida; Rosales; Rhamnaceae. The record is from RefSeq and is a predicted model, not a curated record. The transcript is spliced from 10 exons. The coding region runs from base 105 to 3614 and encodes 1169 amino acids. Gene Ontology annotation, molecular function: protein binding; phosphatase activity. Gene Ontology annotation, biological process: phosphatidylinositol dephosphorylation.
CUGUGCCUAGAUUUUCUCACUAACUCUGAAACUCCUCUCUCUUCUUCAUCUUCUUCUUCUUUCCAUUUCCGACAUCAAUCUGAACAUUUUCUUCAGCUCCUUCAAUGGAUCCGAAUCUCGACGAGCCCGACUAUUUAUUCUCCGGAGCCGGCGCCGGAGCCACUCGUUCAUACUCCGGUGACCUCUUAACUCCGUCCGCUCCAUCUUCUCAAUUCCUCGACUCUUCCUCCGACGAUGAAGAGCAGCAAAACGACGUGAACAGAAACGACGCCGUAUUGAUGGAGUCCACCUCUAAGCGACUCGAUAACAUGCUCCAAUUCCUCGACCGCAAGCUCUCCAUGAAGAACGACGACAAUACCAAUAACUAUUCCGCUACUUACUCCACCAACUGCGUCACUUCCAUUUUGGAUAACGAUUACGUCCAAAACGACGUCGUUGGGCAGCGAAACGCUUCGCUUCCCGAGUUUGUCGCCGGUGGCGGAGGCGCCGGAAUCUUCAGGCUUCCGCUUCGGGCCGCCGUGCACCCCAAUCGACCUCCGAGCCUCGAUGUGAGACCCCACCCGCUCAGGGAGACUCAGAUUGGUCGAUUCCUUCGCACCAUUGUAGCUACACGCUCUCAAUUGUGGGCUGGUGCUGAGUGUGGACUUAGGAUUUGGGAUUUGAACAAUUUGUACGGAGCUUCUUCGACGACGAAAUGUCAUGGGGAUACGCUGCCGUUUAGGGAGUCUGUAAGGACUUCGCCGGCUCUGUGUUUGGUGGCGGAUGAGGGUACAAGGGUGGUUUGGAGUGGGCAUAGAGAUGGAAAGAUUAGGUGUUGGAGGAUGGAGCAAGAGAUUGGUGUUGGGGUUGAGUCUGGUUGUGCUACUGAGACUCUUUUCAAGGAAGGGUUGUCGUGGCAGGCUCAUAGGGGUCCUGUUCUUUCGCUUGUUAUCUCUUCCUAUGGGGAUCUAUGGUCUGGUUCAGAGGCUGGUGCCAUUAAAAUAUGGCCGUGGGAAGCCAUCGAAAAAUCACUUUCUUUAACCACUGAAGAAAGGCCCAUGGCUGCAUUAAUAGUUGAGAGGUCAUUUGUUGACCCUAGGGGCCAAGUGGCUGUAAAUGGUUUUGGUAAUAUAUUAACUUCUGAUGUUAGGUACUUGUUAUCGGAUACUUCUAGAGCAAAAGUGUGGAGUGCUGGUUAUGUAUCAUUUGCACUAUGGGAUGCUCGUACAAGGGAGUUACUGAAAGUGUUCAAUACAGAUGGCCAGAUUGAGAAUCGAGUGGACAUAUCAGCGGUACAGGACUUAUCUUAUGAAUUUGUUUCUGGAGCUAAAAAGGAGAAAGCACAAAGUUCUGUUGGGUUCUUCCAGCGCUCACGUAAUGCUAUAAUGGGAGCAGCAGAUGCUGUACGUCGAGUUGCAGCCAAGGGUGGCUUUGGAGAUGAUAAUCGAAGAACUGAAGCACUUGUGAUGACUGUAGAUGGUAUGAUUUGGACUGGAUGUACAAGUGGCUUGCUUGUGCAGUGGGAUGGAAAUGGAAACCGUAUACAAGAAUUUCAUUACCAUUCUUUUGCUGUGCAAUGCUUCUGCGCAUUUGGUCUGCGAAUAUGGGUUGGCUAUGCGAGUGGUACUGUCCAGGUACUGGACCUUGAGGGUAAUCUGCUUGGAGGAUGGGUAGCUCACAGCAGUCCUGUUAUAAACAUGAGUGCAGCAGCUGGUUUUAUGUUCACCUUGGCUAAUCAUGGUGGUAUACGUGGAUGGAAUGUUACAUCACCAGGACCUCUUGACAGUAUAGUGCGUUCAGAGUUGACUGGCAAAGAAUUUUUGUAUACACGGAUAGAAAAUCUGAAAAUUUUAAGUGGUACAUGGAAUGUUGGACAAGGUAGAGCUUCUCAUGACUCGCUUAUAUCCUGGCUAGGUUCUGUGGCCAUUGAUGUUGGCAUUGUUGUUGUUGGGUUGCAAGAAGUUGAAAUGGGUGCUGGUUUUCUUGCCAUGUCUGCAGCUAAAGAGACUGUAGGUCUUGAGGGGAGUUCUGUUGGGCAGUGGUGGCUGGAUAUGAUUGGGAAAACAUUAGAUGAAGGAUCAACAUUUGAACGUGUUGGCUCUAGACAGUUGGCAGGCUUGCUUAUUGCUGUGUGGGUGAGAAGUAAUCUUAAGGCUCAUGUUGGAGACGUUGAUGCAGCAGCCGUUCCAUGUGGCUUUGGGCGAGCUAUUGGUAAUAAGGGAGCUGUUGGAUUGAGAAUCAGAGUGUAUGACAGGAUAAUGUGCUUCGUUAAUUGUCACUUUGCAGCACAUUUAGAAGCAGUUAGUCGUCGCAAUUCAGACUUUGAUCAUGUAUAUCGAACAAUGACCUUCAGCCGACCAACCAACAUUUUCAAUGUUGCUUCUGGUACAGUGCUGUACCUACUCUUGUACUGUUCACUUACCUUAUUAAUGUAUCUAUCAUGGCUUGUUUAUAGAUCUGGCUUGCCAUUGGUCCUUUCUAUUGCAGCUGGUGCUUCAUCUGCUGCUCAAACAUUUCGUGGUAUCAAUGCUCUUGGUGCUAACUCUGCAGAAGGGAUGCCUGAAUUAUCUGAAGCUGACAUGGUCAUAUUUCUGGGUGAUUUUAAUUAUCGGCUUGAUGAUAUAUCUUAUGAUGAAGCUAGAGAUUUUGUUUCACAAAGAUCCUUUGAUUGGCUUAGAGAAAGGGAUCAGCUCCGAGCAGAAAUGGAAGCUGGAAACGUCUUUCAAGGCAUGCGUGAAGCAGUUAUUACAUUUCCUCCUACAUACAAGUUCGAAAGACACCAAGUUGGCUUAGCAGGGUAUGAUUCUGGUGAAAAGAAGCGCAUUCCAGCAUGGUGUGAUAGAAUCCUCUACCGUGAUAGCUGCACAUCAUCAGUAUCAGAAUGCAGUCUAGAGUGUCCUGUUGUCUCUUCAGUAUUGCAGUAUGAGGCUUGCAUGGAUGUCACAGACAGUGAUCACAAACCUGUUCGUUGCAUAUUUACUGUUGAUAUUGCUCGGGUUGAUGAAUCAGUUAGGAGACAAGAGCUUGGAGAAAUUCUUAAUUCGAAUAAGAAAAUCAAAUGUAUGCUUGAAGAAUUAUACAAGAUUCCGGAGACCAUUGUCAGUACAAACAACAUAAUUCUUCAAAACAAGGACACCUCCAUCUUAAGAAUCACCAAUAAAAGUGGGAAAAAAGAUGCUUUAUUUGAAAUAACUUGUGAAGGACAGUCUACCAUUAGGGAUGAUGGCCUUGCAUCAGAUCAUUGCCCUAAAGGUUCCUUUGGCUUUCCGCUGUGGCUCGAGGUCAUUCCGGCAGCUGGCAUUAUCAGACCAGAUCAUAUUGUAGAAGUGUCCAUUCAUCAUGAGGAUUUCCAAACCCUUGAAGAAUUCGUUGAUGGCAUCCCACAUAACUGUUGGUGUGAAGAUGCCAGAGAUAAGGAAGUUAUAUUAGUGGUUAAGGUGCGUGGGAAGUACACAACUGAGACUAGAGACCAUCGCAUCCGGGUGCGCCACUGUUUUCCAGACAAGAAGAAACAAAUUGGUCAUGACCCUGAUACAAGGCAAAUCAAAGGAACCGUUCUUCACCGGUCUGAUGUCCAACGCCUCAGCAGUUCAUAUGAUGUGGUUGACCACCUGAGAAAUUUGCAUAGCCCUUGAAGUUUCCAAACGUUUUCUUGAAAAUGCACUUAUUGAGGUGAGAGAAAAAAGGGGCUUAAUCGUCCCCCUUUUAGUCAAACAUUAAUUCUCCAAGAAUCUGGGUGUAAAUACAGGAAAAUCCAGGUUGGCUUUCUGGGGCCUUUUUUUUUUUAAAAUUUUUUUUAUUUUAAUACUUUUGCAGAGUAUUGUCCAUAGCGUCUUCAUCGAGUUUGGUGUCAUUCUUUGAACUUUAUUCAGUUUGCAAGCAAACGCCCAGUCCAAUUUAUUUUAUAGUUUUCAGGGCUGGUUUUUAGUUACAAACUGUACAGGAAAAGGGAAUACCAAAAGCAGCACAGAGGGUGUGUAAACGUAUGAGUUUUUAAAUUUUCCCAUUUUCUUAUCAUAGUUUUUCGUCGAGUUCCUUCUUGAGGGUGUAUUGACAAUAUUUGACAUUGAAUGAUAAAAGCUACUUUUUGGCUUUUCUUC